CAUUAAAAAGGAUUGACCUAUAAAAAGGUAAACAAAAUUGAUUAAGCUCUAAGGUGAUAAAAAAGAUGGGUCAAAAAACACAUUAUUGGUUACUAAAAACGGAACCAACAGAGUGGUCAUGGUCAGAUCAAGAAUCCAAUGGUGGCAUAUCAAAAUGGGAUGGUGUCAAAAACAAGCAAGCCCAAAAGUAUAUGAAGUCAAUGAAAAUAGGAGACCUAUGUUUCUUCUACCACUCUGGGUCUAAAGCCAGGCGCGUGGUGGGUGUUGUCUCGGUGGCGCGUGAGUGGUAUGAGGAUGGUGAUGGUGGUGGGGCGGUGGAUGUGAAGGCUGUUGGAGAGAUGAGGCGAGUUGUGGAGUUAGGGGAGAUGAAAAAGGAUGAAGGGUUGAAAGGUUUUGUGCUUUUUAAGCAGCCAAGGUUGUCUGUUGUGCCUGUGGAGAAGGGGUUUUGGGAUAAGAUUUGUGAGAUUGGUGGGGGAUUUGAGGGUGAUGGUGGUGUAGAAUGUGAUGAAUAGUUUUGUAUAUCAGGUGUUUGUGUUUUUGUCAGGUUCUCUUUAAUAUAUGAACUUUUUGCGGUAAUUAGGUUUGGUAAAGCUCUUUGUUGAUAAUGGGUAUGUAAAGCUUGCACCUAAAGAGUAAUAGUAUUAUAUAUUUCACUUGCUUAUUA
Messenger RNA from Lycium ferocissimum, 664 nucleotides. RefSeq lists its product as uncharacterized. The record is from RefSeq and is a predicted model, not a curated record. The coding region runs from base 66 to 512 and encodes 148 amino acids. Gene Ontology annotation, cellular component: nucleus. Lineage: Eukaryota; Viridiplantae; Streptophyta; Magnoliopsida; Solanales; Solanaceae. The transcript has a single exon.